Drosophila subpulchrella is the source of this 2150-nucleotide messenger RNA. Its product is annotated as proton-coupled amino acid transporter 1. The record is from RefSeq and is a predicted model, not a curated record. Gene Ontology annotation, biological process: amino acid transmembrane transport. The coding region runs from base 274 to 1668 and encodes 464 amino acids. Gene Ontology annotation, molecular function: amino acid transmembrane transporter activity. NCBI's taxonomy places the organism in Eukaryota, Metazoa, Arthropoda, Insecta, Diptera, Drosophilidae. The transcript has 6 exons. Gene Ontology annotation, cellular component: vacuolar membrane.
UUCGUGGAGCGAUUAACACACAGUGAACACAGAUCGCCAAAGGCUAAAAGGCCCAGAAUCCGACCGCAUCCGCAUCCUCAGCAAAAAAUAAAUAAAUAAAAGACAGACAGCACAAAUCGGUGGCCCAAUGCUGGCUACGAAAAUAAAUCAUUAAGAUCAAGAACAGGCAAAUUACGUGUGUGCUUUCUUUACUUUUUUUUUCCGUUUGUCUUGCCUAAUUUUUGACCGACUUCGGGGACCAGAACCACUACAGGAAAAUCGAAGAGCCACAACAUGCAUGCCGAGGCGCCAAAAAAUCAGACUGUGACAGUUCCAAAACAGGAAACUGUGGUUGAAGGAGCGGCAGGUGAAACAGCAGGUGGAGGUGGAGCAGCCAAGGUCGCCGAGAAAGAGGAUCACGAUGUGGACUACCAUCCGCCUACAAGCUACCUGGAGACGAUUGUGCACCUGUUCAAGGGCAACAUUGGACCCGGUCUGUUCGCCAUGGGGGAUGCCUUCAAGAACGGAGGUCUACUGGUGGCCCCACUUCUAACCAUUGUGAUAGCGGUGGUGUCCAUCCACUGUCAACAUGUCCUGGUGACCUGCUCCAAGAAGAUGCGGGAUCUCAAGGGAGAUACUGUGUGUGCGGAUUACGCGCAGACGGUGGAGCAGUGUUUCGAGAAUGGUCCACCCAAGUUAAGGGGCUGGUCCCGAACGAUGGGACGUCUGGUGGACAUAUUCAUCUGUGUGACCCAGUUGGGCUUCUGUUGUAUCUACUUUGUGUUCAUUAGCACGAAUCUGAAGCAGAUCCUGCAAGCCUACGACAUUGACAUGAACGUCCAUCUGGUGAUGCUGCUGGCCUUUGUGCCCGUGCUCCUCAGUUCACUGAUCACGAACCUGAAGUGGCUUACCCCCGUCUCGAUGUUCGCAAAUGUUUGUAUGAUCCUGGGACUGGCCAUUACCCUGUACUAUGCUCUAAAGGACGGACUGCCGGAGGUGGAGGAACGCGCCCUCUGGACGAACGGCUCCCAGCUGGCCCUCUUCUUCGGCACCGCCAUCUUUGCCUUCGAGGGCAUUGCCCUGGUGAUGCCGCUGAAGAACGCCAUGCGAAAGCCACACCAGUUCGAGCGACCCCUGGGUGUGCUCAAUGUGGGCAUGUUCCUCGUCUCCGUCAUGUUCAUGUUCGCCGGAUCCGUGGGCUAUAUGAAGUGGGGUGAGCAGGUCGGAGGCAGUUUGACCCUUAAUCUGGGUGAUACCAUACUGGCUCAGUCCGUCAAACUGAUGGUCUCCGCUGGAGUUCUUCUUGGUUAUCCACUGCAAUUCUUUGUGGCCAUUCAGAUUAUGUGGCCCAGUGCCAAGCAAAUGUGCGGCAUUGAAGGACGAUCGCUGAUCGGAGAGCUGGGCUUCCGCACCUUUAUGGUCCUGGUGACUCUUGCCAUCGCGGAAAUGGUUCCGGCCCUGGGACUUUUUAUCUCGCUAAUCGGAGCACUAUGCUCAACGGCUCUGGCCUUGGUCUUUCCACCCGUCAUCGAGCUGAUCGCUAGGAGUGAGCUCAACAAAGGACCGGGCGUCUGGAUUUGCGUAAAGAACCUCGUCAUCCUGGUGUUGGCAUUACUGGGCUUCUUCACUGGCUCCUACGAGAGUCUCAAGCAAAUUGUUAAGCACUUCGGGGAGGAAGAGGUGCACUGAGGAGAUACAUCAUUUUAGAGGAAUUUUCGAAAGCUUGGGAUCCCCAUCAACGACCUCACGAGUGGAGAGUGGACCUGAACCUCGCUGAAGACAAUCAUUAUUAUAUCGAACAUUAAAUACUAGAGAAUCUUCCAAAUUUAGUUUCGAACUACCCAGAGAUCGUCUUCACAAUACUAUCAUCAUAAAAGAGCUGACGAUCAACAAUAAUCAACAAAGGAUCAUCAACGAUUAUUCACCCCCCUUGCCAAGGAAUCUAAUUGAACGUCAGAGUUCCAAAUUUUAAGUAAAAAAGAUGAGGAAACAGUUAAGACGCCUGAGACGAACAAUACAGGAAUAAGAAGCACAAGAUCAUCAGUAUAUAGUCGAUAGUCGAUCAAACCUCAAUAUCAAAGCUUUAGUUAAAGUUAAUGAAAAAUCGAACCGCAAGCCAUAACAAAUAAUGUAAACAGAAUCACCAAAAAACAAAAAUCAGCAUCACAAUU